Papaver somniferum (opium poppy) is the source of this 983-nucleotide messenger RNA. Its product is annotated as CASP-like protein 1E2. The record is from RefSeq and is a predicted model, not a curated record. Lineage: Eukaryota; Viridiplantae; Streptophyta; Magnoliopsida; Ranunculales; Papaveraceae. The transcript is spliced from 2 exons. The coding region runs from base 211 to 801 and encodes 196 amino acids.
CCAACUUCCUUACUAGUUCUCUGAAGGCUUUAAUACCUUCUUUAUUUUCACACCUAAUAUUGACCGGCCUCUUUUCUCUUCUAUUCAAAACCAUCUCUCUUCACCAUCAUUUAUCUCUCUAUUAAUACUUGUCCUCUCUUUCUCUAAGAGGGUACAUCUUGAUAUAUAUCCAUUUCUUUCUUUGAUUCAUUCUCUCUAACAGUUUUCAAAAUGGCUGAGAAUGGAUACAAGAACCCCAUUGAUGGAACACCAACAACAAAUGGAAGCAACAUGGCCAACAAAAGGAGUGUUGCAACUUCUGAAUACAUCCUUAGGUUUCUAGCCUUUGCUGCUACUUUGGUGGCUGUUAUAGUGAUGGCUGUUAGUAAGCAAACUAAGUUUGUUUCUGUUACUCUUCUUCCUGAUCUACCACCAAUCAGUGUUGAAGCUCAUGCUAAGUGGCAAUACAUGUCUGCAAACGUAUUCUACAUGGUGGUCAACAUCGCGGCUUGUGUUUACUCAGCUCUGUCUCUAAUCUUAGCAAUUGUAAACCGAUUUGGAUCAAAGGGAUUAGAUCUAGGAGUCAUUAUCCUCGACUUAAUAAUUUUAUCAUUUCUUUUGGCCGCAAAUGGAGCUGCUGCUGCCGUUGGUGUUUUAGGUUAUUAUGGGAACUCUCACACACGGUGGAAAAAAGUCUGUAAUAUAUUUGAUAGUUAUUGUCGCUAUACAGCGGUAUCCAUCAUUUUGUCCUUGGUUGCAGCAUUUAUGUUUGUGUUACUAUUAGCUCUAGCUGCUUCCAAGCUCCACAAGAGAUGUCUAUAGUUUUUGAUUUAAGAAUUGGAUGUGUUUGGGGCUUGGUUUAGUAUGUGGCAAUCAAUUAUACUGGUACAUGCAUUAAGUUUCUGUCAGGCAUAUUGUAACUGUAUUUCAUUUGUAUGGUAUUUAAUCUGGUUAGUUUCUUUUCUUUCAUGUUGCACAAAUUAAAUACAGAUCUUGUUGUGUUA